Messenger RNA from Emericellopsis atlantica, 1569 nucleotides. RefSeq names its product cytochrome P450. The record is from RefSeq and is a predicted model, not a curated record. The transcript has a single exon. Lineage: Eukaryota; Fungi; Ascomycota; Sordariomycetes; Hypocreales; Bionectriaceae. The coding region runs from base 1 to 1569 and encodes 522 amino acids. Gene Ontology annotation, molecular function: oxidoreductase activity, acting on paired donors, with incorporation or reduction of molecular oxygen; iron ion binding; heme binding.
AUGAUGGAGGCGGUGUCGCGACCAGCCAUUGCCGGGCCACUGCUGCUCAUAGUGGCUUGGGCCGUAUAUCAGCUUUUCUUCAAACCGUCCGCUCUGCCAGACUUGCCCAUCGUCGGCGCGCGUCCAGGCGACUGGUCUCCCAUGUGGCAGGCCCGGCUGCGGAAUUUCAAAGACAUGAAGGCGGCGCUCAACUCGUCCUACGCCCAGUACCAGAACCAGGCCACCAUCCUUCCCCUUCUCGACAGCGGCAACAUUGUGCUACUGCCCCAGUCGGAUACAAAGUUCCUCGCGGACCAGCCUGACAAUGUGCUCAAUAUGCACGACCAGGCACAGGACUCCCUGCAGACCGACUACACGACCAUGGAUCCCUCCCUGACACACGACCCGAUCCAUACUAACAUCAUCGUCGGCACUUUGACCAAGGAAAUCGCCAAUCUGGUCCCCGGCUUGGCGGAGGAGAUUGCGUACUGUUUUGACCGACACUUGGGCGCCGACCCGGAGUUCAAAGAGAUUGGGGUUUACGACAGCAUGCAGCACGUUCUCAGCGGCGUCACCAAUCGCGCACUCGUAGGGUUCCCACUCUGUCGAGAGCAAAAGGUGCUGGACAUGGGCAUCGCGUUUGCUCAGGACAUUCCCCUCUCGUCCAUGCUCAUGAGGUGUUUUCCUGGGUUCGCAAAGCCCCUCGUGGCGCCACUCAUCACACUGCCGAACCGCAUACACACGCGGAAAUUCGAGAAGUUGCUGGCCCCCGAGAUUGAGACUCGUCUGCAGCAAUGUGGCCUGCGACAAGGUGUCCAGGCGUCUGAGAAGAGCGACGUACCGCGCCGCAAUGACUUUCUACAGUGGUCCAUUGAACAGGCCAAGGCGAUUGGGAACCCCAAGAACUGGCGGGUCAGCGCUUUGGCGCAACGUGUCCUGCUGCUCAACUUUGCCGCCAUCCAUACGUCUACCUUUGCCAUGACGCACGUCCUCUUGGACUUGGCGUCAGCACCUCCCGAGAUCAUCGAGGAAUUGAGAGAAGAAGCUGCCAAUAUGCUAAAAGAGCACGAUGGGCAGUGGUCCAAGCGCGGGCUGGCACAGCUGGAGAAACUCGACUCGGCCAUGCGCGAGAGUCAACGCAAGAACUCAUUCGUGGGCCUCGGUCUCAUGCGCAAGGUCGUGGCCCAGGACGGCGUCACAUUCCCGAGUGGCGUGCACGUUCGCCAGGGCAACUCGGUCUGCGUCCCGGCGUACUCGGUGCUCCAGGACAGCGCGGUCUACACCGAUCCCAAGACGUACAAGCCCUUCCGAUUCUACGAGGCGCGUGUCAGCGAGACGGAGGGUUACGUCAAGAGGGCGCGCAACGCGUUUCCCACGGCGAGUCCGGAUUUUCUAGGAUGGGGACUGGGCCGGAAUGCUUGUCCUGGCCGAUUCUUUGCGUCGAAUGAGAUUAAGAUGAUGCUGGCCUACCUGCUUCUCCACUACGAUAUUGAGCACCAGGAGAGUCGACCGCGCAAUGUGUGGUUUGGCAUGAACCGCAUCCCGCCGAUGAAAGCGACUCUCAGGAUGAGGAAGAGGGCGACGGCUUGA